This is a messenger RNA of Leptidea sinapis, 1341 nucleotides long. RefSeq names its product putative methyltransferase C9orf114. The transcript has 3 exons. The coding region runs from base 97 to 1317 and encodes 406 amino acids. The record is from RefSeq and is a predicted model, not a curated record. NCBI's taxonomy places the organism in Eukaryota, Metazoa, Arthropoda, Insecta, Lepidoptera, Pieridae.
ACAGGUUUCUUGGUGUAAAACAGGGGAUAGAGUUUCGUGUUGAAAAUGUGAAUUUUGGUUAUGUUAUGAUUCCUAAAAUUAUAUUGCAUAUUUCAAAUGGAGCAGCAGAAAUUGCCAAUAAAGCCACCAGGAAAAAGCUGGCGUGAACUAAAUCAGGAGAAAAAAGCUCUAAAAAGGCAACGCAAUGAAGAAAAGAUAUUAAAACAAGAAAAACGAAAAAUACUAGAAAAGGAAUUAGAGGAAAAGAUCAAAGAAGAAGCCGAAGAAGAAAAAAAAUAUGCGGACAUUUCUACGAUUAGUAUUGCUGUGCCGGGUUCUAUACUGGAAAAUGCUCAAUCAGCAGAACUUCGAACAUAUCUGGCAGGCCAAAUAGCUCGAGCAGCCUGCAUUUUCUGCGUGGAUGAAGUUAUAGUUUUUGAUGAUGUUGGGGACAAAAUUGACACUAAAAAGUCAAAACAUGAAGACAGUGAUGGCAUUAAAGUGGCACGCAAAAGUUGUGUUCAGUUAGCAAGAAUAUUACAAUAUUUGGAAUGUCCACAAUAUCUUAGAAAACAUUUUUUUCCAAUACACAAAGACUUGGAAUUUGCAGGCCUGUUGAACCCGCUUGAUGCACCACAUCAUUUAAGAAUGUCAAAUAAUUUUCAGUUCAGGGAAGGUAUAACUAUGAACAAGAAGGUGAAGCCAGGUAGGGGUUCACAAGUUAAUGUAGGUUUAUUGCAAGAUGUAUCAACUGAUAAACUCCUCAACCCAGGAAUAAGAGUGACAGUGAAAAUGUUUCCUUCAGCUGAAAGCAGUAAAAAGUUAAAAGGAAAGAUUGUGAGUCUUGCUACACCACGAUCACAUACUGGUGUGUACUGGGGUUACACUGUUAGAGUCGCGAAUAAUCUUAGCCAGGUGUUUACACAAUGUCCAUACAAGGAUGGGUAUGAUGUCACCAUUGGCACAUCUGAUAAAGGCACACCAAUAGAUGAUAUGCCCCACAAAGGAACUACAUACAACCAUGCUCUCAUUGUGUUUGGAGGCCUGCAUGGUAUUGAAGCUGCUCUUGAAGGUGAUGAACAACUUCAAGUCAGUGAUGCUAGCCUACUAUUCAACCAUUAUGUCAAUGUGUUACCUAAUCAAGGAUCAAGAACAAUUCGCACUGAAGAAGCAAUACUUAUUGCUCUGACUAGUUUGCAGACUAAGUUGAAAGCCAAUAACGAGCCAAUAAGUUUUAAAAACACCGGGAUAGCAACCAGUUCAUCUUUUCCCACUCAAAAUCAAGAACAAGUCAAUAAAUCCACCAUAGAUGUUUUAGAUUUAAGUAGAUUUGAUUAAAACAUAAUUAUAUUUGUAUAAAAA